GGUAUGUAGGAAGCGGUGUGGCGGACAGCCCUAUGAGGGAAUCGGACUAGCUAAUUAUUUUGUUGGAUGAUAACCACAGUUAUUACACCACUUUAUUGCGUUUUAAAUCGACAAGAUAUCAAGUCUUUGACGUCAAAAGGCCGGCUGAUUUUGACUCCAAGUCGUCGGUGCGAACGGACAUAAGAUGUCUGAAACGUACGAUUUCCUCUUCAAGUUCCUGGUGAUUGGCAGUGCUGGGACAGGGAAGUCCUGCCUCCUCCACCAGUUCAUCGAGAGCAAGUUCAAGCAGGACUCUAACCACACCAUCGGGGUGGAGUUUGGCUCCCGCGUGGUCAACGUCGGGGGGAAGACAGUGAAGCUGCAGAUCUGGGACACUGCUGGGCAGGAACGCUUCAGGUCUGUGACACGCAGUUACUACCGUGGAGCAGCAGGAGCUUUGCUCGUUUAUGACAUCACAAGCCGAGAAACGUACAACGCCCUGACGAACUGGCUGACAGACGCACGCACCCUGGCCAGCCCCAACAUCGUCAUCAUCCUGUGCGGGAACAAGAAGGACCUAGACGCUGACCGGGAGGUGACCUUCCUGGAGGCCUCGCGAUUCGCCCAAGAGAACGAGCUGAUGUUCCUGGAGACCAGCGCUCUGACUGGGGAGAAUGUGGAGGAGGCAUUCCUCAAGUGCGCCCGGACCAUUCUCAACAAAAUCGAGUCAGGUGAGUUGGACCCGGAGCGGAUGGGAUCAGGGAUCCAGUACGGAGACGCGUCUCUGAGGCAGCUCCGACAGCCCCGUGGUACUGCAGCACAGAACAGACAGCAGUGCAGCUGCUAGGGGCGCCCCCUCCAGCGUGCAGGACCCCUCUCCCAUUCUGCACCCUCCCCCCCUUUGAGGAACCUGGGUCCUUCUCCUCAAAGUCAUUCUGCAACCUCUGACCUCUGUUGCCCUCUGACCUUUGACCUCCAACAAGGGAUUCACCUCUCAGCCCUGUGGGAGAGUGCUGGAGCUUGGUGCCUGGGCUGGUGGAACCCGCCAGGUCACAGGGGGGUGCCUCAGUACCGCACACAUGGGACAGGGUUAAAGACUGGGGGGGGGGGGUGUGGG
Molecule: messenger RNA, 1096 nt
Organism: Megalops cyprinoides (Indo-Pacific tarpon)
Lineage: Eukaryota; Metazoa; Chordata; Actinopteri; Elopiformes; Megalopidae
Product: ras-related protein Rab-4B-like
Exons: 8
Coding region: 185-826 (213 amino acids)
Biological process (GO): regulation of endocytosis; Rab protein signal transduction
Cellular component (GO): endosome
Molecular function (GO): GTPase activity; GTP binding
Source: RefSeq, a predicted model, not a curated record